Molecule: messenger RNA, 3403 nt
Organism: Drosophila eugracilis
Lineage: Eukaryota; Metazoa; Arthropoda; Insecta; Diptera; Drosophilidae
Gene: Grip84
Product: gamma-tubulin complex component 2 homolog
Exons: 7
Coding region: 279-3173 (964 amino acids)
Biological process (GO): cytoplasmic microtubule organization; spindle assembly; microtubule nucleation
Cellular component (GO): spindle pole; gamma-tubulin small complex; equatorial microtubule organizing center
Molecular function (GO): microtubule minus-end binding; gamma-tubulin binding
Source: RefSeq, a predicted model, not a curated record
AAAUUAAAUACCAACUUGCUGGCUGAUUCCAAUUUGUUUCAAGUUGUUUAUCCCGCUUAAGUGAUUUCGGUUUAGUUCAGUAGAUGCGAUUACCUAAAAUGAGCAGCUGCGUCUACAACGUAACGAAUGAUAUUAAAAACCAGAAGUUAAGCGGUCAAUGACAACCCUGCCUUGGCACUCAAACAAAAAAAGAGAGGAAAGUUCACUCAAAAUCGAGCUCAAUUGACAGUAUUAACUGUAAAUUACGAAGCGCAGAACUGUAAAUUUAUCUAUCCGCAAUGAGUAAAAACGAUCCGGUGCGUCAAGUGCUCGCCGACUUGAUUUUGGAGUCUAAGGCGCAGUAUUCGCCAGACGACAUCAUACGAGAAUUCCGGGCCACCACUGAUAAGCGUCUACCACUCCACGAGCUGCUCCAUAUGCUAAUUUCCAUCAGCGGGAGACGACCCAAUUGUGCGGACGUGACCAACGAAGUCACAGAUGUACUAAACAGGAGGGAUCCUAUGUAUGCAUUGCUCGUGUUCGUUGAAAGAUACAGUCCGAACGGCUUAUCGCCCAGAACUAUCGCGAAUCUUACCGCUAGAUCUGAGAGCAGCAGGGAGAUGCCAAACUUGCCGCUGGGAAUAUUUUCAUCCGGCUCAGCCUCUACCCUCAAUUCAGCCCCACAGUCAGCACGUUCAACCGAAUAUUCAUCAGGAUAUGCAUCAAGCGCUCCCCCUUCAGCUCAUUCAUCCGCACCUAAUACAGCUCAUUUAUCCGCACCAAAUUCAUCCUCAAGGAUAAGCUUGCCUCAGACACAAGACUUUCCCACUUCGACGCCGGUUAAUAGCAGGAAGCCCGGCGAUUCUGAAAGCGGCUCUGCCGGUGGAGGCUUCUCCAGGCGGCGCCCUAUUCAACGGAGUCAGGGAAACAAGGAGGGAAACAAAGAGGAUCGGGAACGAGGUGAAUUAAGUGUGAUUAAGGAACGCGUGAUGAGUGCCGUAUCUAACCAAUCGCUGAACAGUUACCGUUCGCUGACUAUCGGAGCGUCCAGUAGCAAAUCGUCUAACAAUAUCAGAACGCCAAUGUCCGUCGUGAUGCCGCCAACCGGCGUGCCAGACGAGUACCGCACCCAUUCGCUUUGGGAUUUCUACAAGGUGGACGGGAACAAGCUGCCAAAGACGGAGAUCGCAGCCUUGCCGAUGGCAAGCCAGCAGAAUGUGAUACUCGACGAACUGCUGCACUGCCUGACGGGUGUACGAGGGACUUUCAUAGUGCCCAUUCAGCCCGAUCCGACUAGUGAUGGUAUAGCCAGGUAUGAGACGAGCUUCGCAAUAAACAAGCAGCUCGAUCACUCGUUGGCAGAGCUGGUGCAGGACAUCUUGCCAUUGGCCUCUUACUUUAUUGGCAUUCAGAAGAUUAUUUCAUCAAGUGAUCACCAGGGUCAGGUUAUGAACUCGCUCAUCGAGGCACUGCAGGAGCUUACCCACGACUUUUAUUUGAUGAUCGUACAAACCGAAAUGGAGCUGCGGAAACAAGAGCUCACAUUACAGAAGUUGCUAUACUAUCUGCAACCGACGCUUUGGGUGAUGGAAGAGAUAUGGACUGCUUUGGUAGACAUUCAGCUAAACGGUCACCGCGGUGCCGCCGUGCUGACGUACUUACACGAGCGGAUCAAGCGUCUGGAAGGCGACCAGAUAGCGCAGCAACUUAUUAUCGGGCUGGCGCGCAAAGCGGCCGAGCCGUAUAUGCGAAUGCUGAAGCUAUGGAUCCAGAAGGGCGUGAUUGUUGACCGCAACCGGGAGUUUCUCGUGGAGGAUAACGAGGUAGUUCAUCGCGAUGAGAUGCCGGAACACUAUUCGGAUGACUACUGGGUUAAGCGUUACACAGUUCGCUCUGACAACAUCCCAGCGUUCCUCGAGAAAUAUUCGGAUAAGAUUCUGCGCACCGGAAAGUAUCUUAAUGUGAUCCGGCAGUGCGGCAAGCGGGUAAUGCCCACACAGGAGAUGCGCCUUGAAUACGAUCCGACCAGCGAGAGGCAUGUGUCCGUAAUUAAUGACGCUUACUACUUUGCCGCACGUAUGUUGCUGGAUGUGUUGCUAACAGAGAACGACCUUAUGGGCCAUCUACAGUCUGUAAAGCGUUACUUGCUGCUUAACCAAGGCGAUUUUACCAUGCAGUUCAUGGACGCCUGCGAAGACGAGCUCUCAAAGAACGUGGACCACGUGCUGCCCAUGACACUAGAAAACUUACUGGGGCUGACGCUCCGCCUUUCCUCGGCACGGAACGAUCCCUAUAAGGACGAUCUGCACUGUGAGCUUCUACCCUACGACCUAGUCACGCAAAUGUCUAAGAUAAUGAAUCAGAAGGAGGAGUACUGGCUGGCACAGAAACGCCUUGACCUCAGCGGCCUUGAGUGUUUCGCUUUCACUUACGAAGUAAAGUGGCCGGUCUCUCUGGUGCUUAACCACAUCGCCAUAUCCAAGUAUCAGAUGCUCUUCCGGCAGCUCUUUUAUUGCAAACACGUGGAGCGUCAGCUUUGCAAGAUUUGGAAAGAGAACUCGAUUGCCAAAAAAUUCUCGCCCCAAGCAGCCGAGCUAUAUCGAUCGGCGUUUACCCUGCGCCAACGCAUGAUGAAUGCCAUUCAGAAUCUGGAAUACUACAUGAUGAUUGAGAUUAUUGAGCCCAACUGGCACAUCUUUAUCGAAAAGAUGAAGAAAGUGGAGAACGUGGACAACGUGCUUCGACUGCAUCAAGACUUCCUCGACAUGUGCCUUAAGAACUGCAUGCUAACAGAGUCAUCGCAUCUGAAUCGCAGCAUUUUUAAAAUCUGCAAGCUCUGCCUUAAGUUCUGCGAUUUCAUUCAGCGGUCGCAGCGUUUCUUCCUGGAUGCCGAGCUUAAGUCGAUGGUAUGUGAUAACACCUCCGACAGCGCGGACAGCUGCGAGUUCGAGCCGGAGAGCAAGCAUCAUCCACAGUUGGAGAGCUCGUUGGAUCCAGCAGAUACGUUCUCGGAGCGCGUUAAACGUUUUGAUCUAGAAUUCACCGGCUUGCUGCUAUCUUUUCUCAAGCAAAUCAAUAGCAUGGCCAAAAAGAAUACCGCCGAUCGUUUCCUGAAUCUCGUGCAUCGCAUCAACUUUAACGCUUUCUACACGGAGCAGAUUGAUAAACUAUGUGUAAAGGAUGCCAUGGGCUAAAGACAAGUCGUUGGUCAAAGUCAGAAUCUGGAAGACAAAAAGAAAGUAUUAGAUAAAUGAAUUUAAAAAGCACCAAUUGGACAUUUAACGAAAAUGUUUCCCCAUCAUUCCCGCAUGUCUUCUUCUUUGCCAUUCUACAAAGCACAACACACAACUUGUUUUUCGUUAAGUUGUAAAACACUCGAAUAUUUAUGUACUAAUAUUAAUAAUAAAAACAAAACUUAAUAAGA